Messenger RNA from Taeniopygia guttata (zebra finch), 1470 nucleotides. RefSeq names its product branched chain keto acid dehydrogenase E1 subunit beta (gene BCKDHB). Gene Ontology annotation, biological process: response to nutrient; branched-chain amino acid catabolic process. NCBI's taxonomy places the organism in Eukaryota, Metazoa, Chordata, Aves, Passeriformes, Estrildidae. Gene Ontology annotation, cellular component: oxoglutarate dehydrogenase complex. The record is from RefSeq and is a predicted model, not a curated record.
CGGCAUGGCGGCGAUGGCGGCGGCGGGGCGGGCGCUGCGCGCUGCGCUCCCCGCCGGGCUCUGGGGCCGCCUGGCCCCGCUGCCGGGCGCGCCCCGCCGCACCGCCGCGCACUUCGCUUUCCAGCCAGACCCGGCGCCCAGAGAGUACGGGCAAACUCAGAAGAUGAAUCUCUUCCAGUCCAUAACAAGUGCCUUGGACAAUGCUUUAGCCAAAGAUCCAACUGCAGUUGUAUUUGGUGAAGACGUGGCCUUUGGUGGAGUCUUCAGAUGUACAGUUGGCUUGCGAGACAAAUAUGGUAAAGACAGAGUUUUUAACACCCCUUUAUGUGAACAAGGAAUUGUUGGCUUUGGUAUUGGAAUUGCUGUUACAGGUGCUACAGCCAUUGCAGAAAUUCAAUUCGCAGAUUACAUUUUUCCAGCAUUUGAUCAGAUUGUAAAUGAAGCAGCAAAAUAUCGUUACCGCUCUGGAGAUCUAUUCAAUUGUGGAAGCCUCACCAUUAGAGCACCAUGGGGCUGUGUCGGUCAUGGUGCACUAUAUCACUCUCAAAGCCCAGAAGCCUUUUUUGCUCACUGUCCAGGAAUAAAGAUUGUUAUUCCAAGGAGUCCUCUGCAGGCCAAAGGAUUGCUGCUGUCAUGCAUAGAGGACAAAAAUCCAUGUAUAUUCUUUGAACCUAAAAUACUUUACAGAGCUGCAGUGGAACAAGUUCCUGUAGAGCCCUACAACAUUCCACUGUCUCAAGCUGAGGUGCUGCAGACGGGCAAUGAUGUGACAAUGGUUGCUUGGGGCACUCAGGUACAUGUGAUCAAAGAGGUGGCAGCAAUGGCUCAAGAAAAGCUUGGUGUGUCCUGUGAAGUUAUUGAUUUGAGAACCAUCUUACCAUGGGAUACAGAGACUAUUUGCAAGUCGGUGGCAAAGACUGGGCGAUUGCUGAUUAGCCAUGAGGCUCCCUUGACAGGAGGAUUUGCAUCUGAAAUCAGUUCCACAGUUCAGGAAGAAUGCUUUUUGAAUUUGGAAGCUCCUAUUGCAAGAGUAUGUGGCUAUGACACUCCCUUCCCUCACAUCUUUGAGCCUUUCUACAUCCCAGACAAGUGGAAAUGCUAUGAUGCUCUUAGAAGAAUGAUUAACUACUGAGCAGUAAUACAGAGGGAGAACAACAGGGAAAUACAGAAGCUGCCUUCAAAACUCUUGACAUUUUAAUCAGAUCUUUUGGAAUUUAAAAGCAGACUUUUCUUUUAACUCAGCUAUCCUGAAUGUUCAUCUUGGCUAUUCUUCAGCAAGUUCAAAUUUUCCUUAAUUAUGAAAUCAGUGAUGGGCAGGUGAUUAUUACAGUAAGUAGUUUCAGAUGUAUUUAAAGAUAUUCCAGAUGUUAAAUGAAAAUUGCACAUUGCCAUGCUUCAUUAGGUUACAUCUAGACUUCACUGUGUAAAUAUUAGAAACAGAAUUUUAUUCAAUAAAACACGUUAUGCUCA